This is a messenger RNA of Loxodonta africana (African savanna elephant), 5037 nucleotides long. RefSeq names its product metallo-beta-lactamase domain containing 2 (gene MBLAC2). NCBI's taxonomy places the organism in Eukaryota, Metazoa, Chordata, Mammalia, Proboscidea, Elephantidae. The transcript has 2 exons. The record is from RefSeq and is a predicted model, not a curated record. Bases 402 to 1241 code for a protein of 279 amino acids.
UUGGCCUGACUCCGUGCCGGAUGAGAGUGAGCAUUGAGACGCGUUGGGGGUGGACAGGCCUGGUGCAGCCUCCCACAGCUCAGUCUCUGCAGUCAGACCCCCCGGGGUGGGGAAAGUAUCUCUUGUGCAGUGGCUCCCGUGCUGCGGUUGCACAGGCUACUACUGCUCCUGCGCCCGAGUGCGGCUAGUGCUGCCCCCGCGCUCUGCGGACCUGGCGGGAGGGGCCCCACCUCCUCCUACCUCUCCCCCUGCACCUCCCUGCAUCCUCCGCCCCUCGCUCUGCGCCUGCUCCCAGGCUGCGGGCAGACAGCGCCACAACCGCCGCAGAGUCGCGGGUCUGGCCACAGUGCAGGAGGUACACACGCCCACACCUACCUCGCCCGGCCGCACCCCUGCCCAGGAUGUCGGCGCUCGAGUGGUAUGCCCACAAGUCCCUGGGCGACGGUAUCUUCUGGAUUCAGGAACGCUUCUACGAAUCGGGCAACCGCGCCAACAUCUGGCUGGUGCGCGGCUCGGAGCAGGACGUGGUGAUCGACACCGGCUUGGGGCUGCGCAGUCUUCCUGAAUACCUGUAUUCCUCUGGCCUCCUGCAGGACCGCGGGGCCAAGGACGAAGCAGAACGCCGGCCUCUGCUAGCGGUGGCCACACACGUGCACUUCGACCACUCCGGCGGCCUCUACCAGUUUGACCGGGUAGCUGUGCACCACGCUGAGGCCGAGGCUCUGGCUCGCGGGGACAACUUUGAAACGGUGACAUGGCUGUCCGACAGCGAAGUGGUGCGAGCGCCCAGCCCUGGCUGGAGGGCCAGGCAGUUCCGAGUGCAGGCGGUGCAGCCCACCCUCAUCCUGCAGGAUGGGGAUGUGAUCAACCUUGGUGACAGACAGCUCACUGUUAUGCACAUGCCUGGACACUCCAGAGGCAGUAUUUGCUUACAUGACAAAGACCGAAAGCUUCUCUUCAGUGGAGACGUCCUGUAUGAUGGAGCACUGAUUGACUGGCUCCCAUACAGCAGGAUAAGUGACUACGUUGGAACCUGUGAACGGCUGAUAGAAUUAGUGGACAGAGGUCUGGUAGAGAAGGUGCUUCCUGGGCACUUCAAUACCUUUGGAGCUGAAAGGCUUUUUCGAUUGGCUUCUAACUAUAUUUCAAAAGCCGGUGUAUGUCACAAAGUCUCCACUUUUGCCAUGCGAUCUCUUGCGAGUUUAGCUCUUCGUGUAACAAAUUCUAGGUCUUCACCCUAGUAUCUAUAUUGAUACUGUAUUAUAACUGAUUCUGUAUUAAUCCAGUUCAUUUGGUGUGGUUUAAAAUGAUUAAAAGUGAGCAUUUCAAGAAAUGCUUUUAUAUUACUACUGUAUCUUAGAGAAAAAACUAAGAAUGAGUAAGCCAAAAAAGGAAAUUUUUUGUUUAAAGUUUUUCUUUAUUUCAAAUAAGAAACCACUGAAAUAAGCUUAUGAUUUGCCAAACCUGUCACCUUUUAAUGUUUUCUCUAGAAAUUACAUAGUAAUACAUGGGGAAGGAAGGUGGUACUUUGCAGGAAGAGAAGGAACUGUCCUUGGCUCACAUUUGUCUUACUUUAUUUCCUAGAUGACCUAGAAAAAAAGGCAUGUAUGGAAAAAGAGUUUUAUGUUUGUACUCUGAAGUUGAUAUUUUCAGUGUAUUAUUUAAAGAUUAAAGGUUCUUGGGUUUAAAGUACAUUAGAACUCAAUACAAACAACCUACCAUUUUAAAGGACAGCUAAAACACUCCAUUUUUAUGGGCCUGAAUUUUUUAUGCCUCAUUUUAUUUUUUCUUAAUAUAAUUAUAGCAUACAUUACAUGUUGUGUAAUUUCACUUAUGAAAAGUAAAAUUUUUGUUUUAUUGCAAAGCUUUAAAUAUAAACUGCAGAAGCGCUUCAGUAAAACUACAGUAUAUUGUUGUUUGUUAUGCAGUGUAGUAUUUUCAGUCAUAAAAGUGAAAUUUAAAUGUUUGUAAUCUAACUAAAAAUUGUAAGAUUUCUCUAAAGGACACUGUCAGGCAAACUUGAAAAUAUACACAUUGAGAAUAAUUUUUUAUUGUAUCCUAUUUUAGUAUUAAUAGCUAUUAUGAACAAAAUUUUUCUUCUUAAAUCACAACUUAAGUAUGUGUCAUAUUUGAUAGUAUCAAAACAACUAUAGCGAUCUACAGUAUUUUGAUACAGACCUUUCGUUUACUUAACAUGACAUGCAUAUAUACCACAGAAGGCUUUUCAGAUUAAUUACAAAAUGUGCGUUAGAUAUUGACAGAGUGAAUUGCCUUUUUUAUCCUGAUCCACAACACCUAUUCCUGUUCAGUAUUCUUUGUCUGGAAUGAAAAGAAGCCUACAUUUGUAAAGUCAUAGGAAAGGUUAUAGCACUAUUUAGUAAAAUGUUUUGGUUUGGUCCUCUUAAGAACAAUUUAUUAAAAGUCUUUUGAAAUAUUUCAUAAAGAUUUUUUAAACUUUUUUUUUAAUCGCUGCCUUUUUAUUACUGACAUGCCUAAGACCAUAUUGAUACAGUUUUGGAGAUCAGUUUUUCUAAUAUUAAGAGAGUCCAGUAAUUUUGAUUUCUGAAAAAUUAUGAAAUUUUUUCUACCCUACAGCUGUCCAGGUUCUUUAGUUUUAUAUUCAUUUAGCAUGCACACACACACACACACACCACAUACACAUGUAUACACACAUAGUCAUACACAUAUAUGCGCAGCACUGUGCUAAAAACUGUGGAAGGUUAACAAGUGAAAUAGACUACAUUUCAGCUGGAGGUUGAAGGCAAACAUAAAACACGAAUAAUAAUAAUAUAUAGAAGGUGAAGUUAAUAUGAAGUAUAUGCGAGUGUAAGGGAUAUAAAUGGAGGAGUAUGAAGUUUGGGAGGAAGAGGUUCCCAGAGGAAGGGUUUUUUGGAAGGUUGUUAAGUGGUCAGGGUAGGAAACAAAAAUUGCCGAGAACAGGGAUGUAAGCAUUGCUCUCUAGAGUAGCCUGUUCCUGUGACAAUUUAAUUUCCAGGAACCCCAUAUCUUCCAAGCAUCAUGUAUUUAGCAUGAAAGAGACAGGGUUGUGAUUGUGCAUAUUAGUCAUCCUUAAUGAGAAAUGAGCUUACUGUCACAUACCACCAAAUAAACCUUGACUUGGAAUCGGAAAGGAGGCCACGAUUUGCUCAAAUGUAGAAUAUCGUGGAAGUUUCUCUAGAAUGGUCAUUCAAGGCAGUAGAUCUCUUUCAACUGAUGUGCAACAUCAAGAAUACAGUUUUGGUUCAGGGCAACUACAAACAAUCGCUUAAUGAGCCUUAAAUAUAGCCAUUAUUUUUAUAUCAGUAGCACAAAAGAAAACCAAAAGUCCUUAAUCAUUGACCAUUUUAUCAUAUUUUGGGACUUUUUUUUUUUUAAUCAGGGUAUAGUAGGCGCUGAGUUUUAUUAGGAAAUAUUUAAGCCUACUGAAGAUUUCUUUAUUUACUAAAAGUGCAAUUUUUCAGAACACAUUGAUUUUAUGUUUUAAUUUCCUGAUUUUUUUCACCUUUUCAAAUAGUACCAUAACAUGAGACUGUGAUAUUUUGCUAUGCUUCAGUAUGAAUUAAUUGGGGAAAGAAUCUAUCAUUCGUUGAGUGCACAUGCUAGGCGUUUUAAAUAUGCAUUGUUUAAUCCUGGCCCCAGUGCAGAGAGAUAAUUGACCAAGCUGACACAAUGCAACUUUGGACACAAAGCUGGUAUUUGAACACAUAUCUGUCUGCCUCCCAGCAUAAAAUUGGCAAAGUGUAUUUUUACUUUCCAACGUGCCACAUGUGCCAAGAAUAAAUCACAUGUUAAAACAUAUAAUAAUAGCAUAUUUUUAAAAAUAUGUUUUCACCCUGACAGUGAUCCUUGUUACAAUAUAUGAUUUGGGGGAAUAUUAAUAAAAAGUAUAAUUUAAAGUUGUCAAAAUAUAAGACAUUUAGAAAUAAUUAUUUGUCUUGUUAAUACUAAAUCUUUGGAAAGUCUGAAACAAAAACUUUGUGUGUUAUCCUGAUAAAGUUGAAUAAAUGUUUAUGUAUAUUUGUUCUUAUGUGGAUAGUAAUAUGAAUGAAACAUGCACAAAUUGUCCUCCUAUAAUUUUCUGGUAAGUGUAAGUAAACAUCUGUGUGGUAAAUAUUAAAGUGGACAUUUUGAGUCUAUAACUGGUAUUUUUCUUUAAUAAAGUUAGCAAAUGUCAGUUAAAUUUCUUACAAUAGCAUUUGCUGUAUGAAGUGCAGUUUUGAAAAGCUUGUGAUAAAUAAGAUGUCAAAUCAACGGGAAAGAAUAGAGGCUCUUGAAACAGAAAAAUACCCAUAUAAGCCUUUAGUAUUUAAUAAACAUGGCAUUUCAAACCAACAGGUAAAAGAUGAACUAUGCGAUAAAUGUUCCAAUUGUUAACGUGAGGAGAAAAAGGUCCCUGCCAUCGUAAAAAUAAAUUCCAAAUGGAUUCAAUACCUAAAUUUGAAAAACAAAACCACACAUGUAUUAGAAGAAAAUUUAAAUGAUCAUUUUUAAGACCUUAAGAUAGGAAGAUCUGCUUUAUAAAGAAACAAAAAGCAAAAUUAUAUCAAAAUUUAAAAUGUCUGUACAACUAGAUGCCAUAAAAAAAUUUAUAAAACAGAGGUUAGAAAGAAAAUAUUCACAACGUGUGUAACGGGAAAAAAAUGUAGCAAAUAUAAAGAACAUCUAUAAUGGGUUAUAAGUCAUUUAGAAAAAGGUAAGCUUCCUAUUAGACAAGUGGGUAAAUUAUAUGAACAUGUUCAUAGAAGAGGAAACACAAACAGCCAGUAAACAUGUAAAAUAAGGCCGAACCUCACUAGUAGUUAGGGAAAUACAAAUUAAAAUAAUGACAGAGUUUACACUAACCUGAUUAGGAAAUUUUGAGACUAUGGAUUUUGGCAAGGGUAAGUAGAAAUGGGUAUUUUCAUGCUAAGCCUGUGGAGUGGUCCAGCCAUUUUAGGGGGCACUUUUGAAGUGUGAUUUGGUACAUUCUGACUUUGGGUUAAUAAUAACUGGUUGAGCACAUCUCUGUUCCUUUCUGAAACUUAGUAAAGUGAAAGA